Messenger RNA from Recurvomyces mirabilis, 2430 nucleotides. RefSeq names its product aconitate hydratase (gene ACO2). Gene Ontology annotation, molecular function: 4 iron, 4 sulfur cluster binding; aconitate hydratase activity. The transcript has 2 exons. The record is from RefSeq and is a predicted model, not a curated record. Lineage: Eukaryota; Fungi; Ascomycota; Dothideomycetes; Mycosphaerellales; Teratosphaeriaceae. The coding region runs from base 1 to 2430 and encodes 809 amino acids. Gene Ontology annotation, biological process: tricarboxylic acid cycle. Gene Ontology annotation, cellular component: cytosol; mitochondrion.
AUGCUCGCCGCGAGAUGCCCAGCAGCGGCGGACUCUUUUCUAGCACUUCCUGGAAGUCUCCGACGGCUUGUGCUCCAACGACGAACCCUCGCGACCGCCACUGAUGCGUCGCCAGCUGUAGCGAGCAAUGUCGAAGCUCGCACACCUCCUUAUGCGAAGCUGCUGGAACGGCUACAACAUGUUCGCCGAAUACUGCCGACUCGAUCUCUCACCCUUGCGGAGAAGAUCUUGUUCUCUCACCUUGACAACCCAGAGGAGUCCCUCCUGGAAGGAACAAGCAAUGGCGCAGACAUUCGAGGUAGAGCCACACUCAAGCUCAAGCCAGAUCGCGUGGCCAUGCAGGAUGCUAGCGCGCAGAUGGCGUUGUUGCAAUUCAUGAGUUGUGGUUUGGCUUCUACCGCGGUGCCUGCUAGUAUACAUUGCGAUCACAUGAUUGUUGGCGAGAAGGGUGCCGACACUGAUCUGCCGAACAGCAUCACUGGCAAUAAGGAGGUGUACGAUUUCUUGGAGAGUGCAGCGAAGAAGUAUGGCAUUGAGUUCUGGCCUCCAGGUGCAGGUAUUAUUCAUCAGGCAGUCCUGGAGAACUAUGCUGCACCUGGCCUGAUGAUGCUCGGGACGGACAGUCACACGCCCAAUGCUGGUGGACUUGGAGCGGUUGCGAUUGGAGUCGGAGGUGCAGACGCUGUAGAUGCGCUUGUGGACGCACCAUGGGAGCUCAAAGCACCAAAGGUGCGAGGGGUGCGACUGGAAGGCAAGCUGAGUGGAUGGGCUUCGCCUAAAGAUGUGAUAUUGAGCCUUGCUGGCAAGCUCACUGUAAGAGGAGGUACGGGCUACAUCAUCGAGUAUACUGGUCCAGGCGUAGAGAGCUUGAGCUGUACAGGCAUGGCUACGAUUUGUAACAUGGGCGCAGAAAUUGGUGCCACGACUUCGAUCUUCCCAUAUACACCUUCUUCGCACAACCCUUAUCUGUACUCGACGCACCGUGGAUCGAUAGCCGAGCAAGCGGCUGCCAUUGCAGCAUCUCAAGGUCCACAUAAUCUUUUGACUGCUGAUAGCAGGGCCGAGUACGAUGACGAGGUGGUGAUUGACCUCAGCAAGCUCGAGCCACAUAUAAACGGACCUUUCACGCCCGAUCUUAGUACGCCUCUUUCCAGGUUCAAGGAUGUGGUGAAGGCCAACUCAUGGCCGGAGACCUUUGGCGCUGGACUCAUCGGAUCUUGUACGAAUAGCUCGUACGCUGACAUGACUCGAUGCGAGUCUCUGGUUAAGCAAGCGUCAGAUGCGGGACUGAAGCCGCAAGCUGACUUCUUCAUCACUCCCGGAAGCGAGCAGAUUCGAGCAACCGUAGAUCGUGAUGGUACUAUGCAGACUUUCGAGGAUGCUGGAGGCAUGGUGCUCGCAAAUGCAUGCGGUCCCUGCAUCGGCCAGUGGAGUAGGACUGACGGCCUCAACAACGGCCAAGCCAACGCCAUUUUCACCAGCUACAAUCGCAAUUUCCCUGGCCGCAAUGACGGCAACAGGAAGACCAUGAACUUUCUCGCAUCUCCAGAACUUGUGACCGCCAUGUCGUACUCCGGGAGGACAGACUUCAACCCUCUCACUGACAGCAUACCACUUCCUAAUGGACAAGACUUCCGAUUCCAGCCACCACAUGGGAUCGACCUGCCAAGCGCCGGCUUUGCUGUCGGUAACCCACUCUUUCAGCCAACGCCACCGACUCCCGAUGCCUCAGUCGAGAUUGCCAUCGACCCCAAGUCCGAUCGUCUAGCCGUCCUCGAGCCAUUUCAGCCAUUCCCGCAAGGCGAGCUCACUGGCAUGAAAGUGCUAGUCAAGGUCAAGGGCCAAUGCACGACGGACACGAUCUCUGCUGCUGGACCGUGGCUGAAGUACAAAGGACAUCUACCCAACAUCUCGGAGAACACUUUGAUCGGUGCUAUCAGUGCGGAUACUGGUGCUGUAAAUAAUGUCACUGAUAUAGAUGGCUCGACGCAUACUAUCCCAGAACUUGCGACCAGAUGGAAGGAAUCUUCUCAGCCAUGGAUCGUCGUUGCUGAGCACAAUUAUGGUGAAGGCUCGGCACGUGAGCAUGCAGCUCUACAACCACGUUACCUUGGCGGCCGCGUCGUGUUGGCCAAGUCGUUCGCUCGAAUUCAUGAGACGAAUCUGAAGAAGCAGGGGGUGGUGCCUCUUACCUUCGCGAACGAAGCAGACUACGAUAAGAUGUCAGGUUGCGAUCAGGUCAGCACGGAAGGUCUGCAUGACGUCUUGCAGAAUGGCGGUAACGGCACCGUCAAUUUGAUUGUGAAGAAGCACAAGACGAAUGAUGAAUUCAGUGUGCCUGUCAAGUCCAACUUGUCGAAUGAUCAGUGUGCGUUCAUCCUUGCUGGUAGUGCGCUCAACCUACUUGCACAGAAGGGCAGGAGUGCAUGA